Anastrepha obliqua is the source of this 4127-nucleotide messenger RNA. RefSeq lists its product as uncharacterized. Gene Ontology annotation, cellular component: cytoplasm. The coding region runs from base 650 to 2647 and encodes 665 amino acids. Lineage: Eukaryota; Metazoa; Arthropoda; Insecta; Diptera; Tephritidae. The transcript has 4 exons. Gene Ontology annotation, biological process: negative regulation of protein kinase activity; neurotrophin TRK receptor signaling pathway; negative regulation of TOR signaling. The record is from RefSeq and is a predicted model, not a curated record.
CACAGUUGUGGUAUGACAGCACUGUCGCGCGAAUUAAUUUUCAUUCCUUGUCGCUUGUUACGUUCGUGUUGUUGCUAUAGUGCGGAUCCUCAAAAUUUUAAAGUAAAAUUGGGAUAUCUUUACAUAAAAAAUAUUCAAAUUAAAAAUAAGUAGUGUUACUUAAAUUGAAGGAACCAUAAAAAGUGCAAUAAGAACUUGUUUUAAUAACUUUUAUAACAUAAACAAGUGUAUCCAAAUAUAAAAAAGGUUAGGUGACGAGAAAAGUGUGGAAGGGAUAACGUAUAAAAAUCACGUACCAGCAAAUGCAAAGAACCUUGAUGUUAAAAGAAGGGAAUACGCAAAAGUAGGAGAGAAUUUAGCGUAUCCAAAGGACUGAAAACCAGGAAAAAUACUUGCCUCAAACGAACGCACAGUUAAAAAUCACCUAAAACAAAAAUUUAUAUUGAGGAAUCACAAACUUGUGUAAAUUUGUGACUAUAAUAAUUAACUGAACAUUAAGUUUCAAAUAUAUAAUUUUAAGUACAUAUAAUCAAGAGUGUAUCUACAAUAAGCUGUUUGCCAUACCAAUAACAACAAGUACCCUAUCUUUCGUUGAGCGAAAAAUUCCAAACUUCCUGCAUAAAGGAAGAGAUUUAUCACUGCCGUGAAAAUGCAGAUCUCGUGCAAAUGUUUGAAUUUCAUAGCCACCACCAAUAGUCAGGCGGCUAACAACAAUGUUGGUAUCAUUAGUGUUAAUAGCAACAAUGGAACAGCAACAGCUGAUGCACACGCAAAUCGAAACCCAUCGGCUGGUAAUAAUGCGACAACAGCCCAUCCAGAUGAGGAUAGUAGCAUGCCACUAGCGCAACAAUCUAUCGCCGGCAGUAAUAAUGCCGGUAAUGGCAACAACAAUGCAAACAAUUUGUGCACUACAUUAAUGGAAGCAUUUCUGCAGCGUUUUCCACGAACAUUCAUCUUUUAUUCACAGUGCAUGGAGUUCUUUAAGCAGGCUAUUGGUCCCAUUACGGAUCUCAACAUCCAUACGCUGAGUCAGCGCGAUCUAGUUUAUAGUAUAACCUUGGAAGUGCCAACCGGGCAAGAGCACCCGCUAACCCAUUCAUGGCAGCUUAGCAUCUGCAUUAAUUGCAAUGCUGCACUUUGUGCCAAGCGUCUUCCCACGCCGAUACUAAGCUCGACAGCAAGCGGUACACCUGCACCACUUACAAUUAACCCACCGCAAUUCCUUAUUAAUUGUUCGCUUCUGAUGAACAAUGACGAGUUGGCACUUAGGCGUGCUAGCAAAUCAUUUUCGGACACAUUUGGCCUGCUCAUAAUGGAUCAUCCGCAAUUGCAGCUGGAUCAGGCGAAUACGGGUCCGUCGUCGAAUUUCUCGAUCGGUUCGUUAUCGACAACAACGCCGUCGUUUCAGUUAGACAUAAAACAGCAACGAUUACGUCAACUGCAACAAAACUUGCAGCAGCGACUCAAGCGCGAAAUAGCCGAAACGGAUGAGCGUAUACAACGUUAUACAGAACAACAGUUUGCUUUGUUAAAGAGCUUCCGAGAUAAAUCCGAGCAGGAGUAUGUCUUACUUGGGCGCUUAAUUCAACAUGUGCCUGAGCAACAGGCUAUCGAGUUUUUAGAUCGUUUGCCGCCAUCAUUGGAGGUAAUUGGUGGUGGUAGUUAUGUGACGCGUCGUCGUAAUACGAUUAGCAGUCGUCUCGACAUGACGUCCAUUACGACGCCCUCAACGCCAAGUACACCAAACCCCGUGAUGAGUGGCUUGCAUAUGCUUUCACUGCCGUUGGCCACAACGGCAUCUACAACAGCCAGUGCCAUGGAUACAACAAAUACUCAGGGAACCGCUGCUUCAACAGCAGUCACACCAACAACAACGACAUCAGUGUUGGCCACGACAAUUGUCGGCAGCAAUAGUGUCAAUCGUCGAGUGUCUAACUUUGAUACACCACCGGCGACACCCGAAGCCACACCGAUGAGUGUAGGGAAUAGUCCCACCUUUCGACCGCAGCAACAACAACAACAACAACAACCGUUGUCGUUGUCACAACAACAAUUUGUACGCAUUGCGGCCAAUUCCUUCCAGCAACAGUUCCCUACGCCAACAGUCGAGGUGGCAGAUGAUUGUCUUUUCGAAUUGGAAGGCAUAGAUAGUGGUGGCUCUACAAAUGUACCCGUCAGCACGCCAUAUGGGGCACUGGUGUCAAACUUGUCACAAAAACUGCCAUAUCAACAGCAGCAACGACCCUUAAAUAAUCACUCACACCCGCACUAUCAUCAGCAUCACCAUUCGCACGGUAGAGACAUGAGCGACGUGGACGAAAGUGAAGAUGACGCCGGCGAGGCGGAAGUUGCUCUUGAUUUGGACAACAUAGUGCCCAUACCGAUGGGUACACGCCCAGUCAUCGGCGGGCAACAGCGACCAAGUGCAGCUACUGCAGCCGAUGUUAUGAACUUUGCCAAGAGUCUGCCAAUUGAGAUAGCAAAUUCGCCAAUGACUGCUGGACGCUCGUAUGUGAAUGUGCUCGAAGAAGAUGAAUUGGACAAUACAGUCGAUAUUGCUGCGAGCAUCAAAGCGCUGGCCAAAAGCGUGCAUGGCGAAGCCGUGUUUGGCGAUUUGCCACGCCCACGUUUGCGUUCGCAAAUUUAAGGCACACAAGUACACAAUAAACUUACACAUGCAUAUGUAUUUCCUUGAACUAUACUAGUUUGCUCAAAGAAGAGAAGAAAUUACGUUAAAGUGCUUGAAUUAUAAACUUACACAUACAUACAUGCAUACAGACAUAUUACUUAUAUUAUUAUGUAUGUAUAAAUAACCACAACGCAUAUUUACAUAGCCACGUACAUACAUGCAUACGAUAGAAUAUUAGAUAUGCAUACAUAUGUACGACUACGACUACAUACAUAUAAGUAACUUACUCCUAUUCUAGCAGCGUAAUAACUAUUUGUCAUCAUUCGAUGUAACUGAUUAUUUUAAGAAAAGAAAAUAUAAUACUAAAAAGAAAUUAAAGUUUGACAACAGUUUCGCCGGUGUGUAAUGUGCGAUGUGCAGGAAACCCAGUUAAGUUGAACCUCCGCUUAACUAACCAUUCUAUUUCAAAUUGUUAAGAAGGAAAGCGGAUAAUAUUCGAGAAAGCUAUUUGCAUAUUAUGUUCGUUUCAAACUAAUUAAAUAGCUUUAGUGUGUGCAGAUUAAUUUUUAUUUUUCAUAUAGGGGUUUCACUAAUAAACAAACAUUUACAAUGUUCUUAUAAACUUAAGCCUAUUUUCAUAAAUUAUUAUGUGGCAAAUCAUUAUAAUGAAUUCGAGUUUAAUUUGACUUUUAAUUUGUAAUAGCUUUAAGUUUAUGUUUUUAUAUACUUUCUCAUAAAAUUAAUGUGGAUCAUGAACCACUCAAAACGAAAGAAAAUUCUGAAUAUGCAUAUAUCAAGUUCAUACACAUUUUCGUAAAGGCACCUUAAGCCAUUUGACCGAAACGUGCAUGAAAACGUGCUCUUUUCCAGACAAACAUUUUUCAAAUUUAAGAACAAUUUUCAUGUUGCAACAAUGCUUAUUUCAAUUCUUAAUCGACGCUUAACUUGCAUAAAAAUGAAUGUGAGCAAAAUUUCAAUAAGGCCUUUGUUAAAACAAAAAUUAUAUUGUGUUAGUUAUAUUCCCAUAUACAUAUACAAAUAUAUGAAACAUAUGUAUACAAUGCAUGUAUACACAUGUAUAAUAAUAAUUCAAUAAUUCAUAUAAUAAAAAAUGGUCUUUUCUAUGCUUGUUUACAUAUACAUAUGCCUUAAAAAUGUCUGUGCAAAUAAUGCACAAAUUGGACAAGGAUGUUGUUCACUACAUAUUUGCGCUACUAUGAUCACCUUUACACAUUUACAUACCUAUGCUGCAUGCUGAGAAAAAUAAUGUACCGUUAAUGUGCUCGCUUACACUCUUUGUAAUAAUAUACAUAUUUUCAUACGAACAUGUUUUGUUUUGAUAACAUCCAAUUGUUGUUUCAUCUAAAAUACGUCGCGCUUAUGAAUGCAUUGUAUUCGCAUGGAUUCGAUAAACCGUCUAUUCAUACUUAUUUACUGUAAAAUCGAUUGUACCAUAGUACGAGAUUUACUGUUAAAAAUAAAACAUUUUUAUAUGCAU